AGAGACUUUCUGCAUUUGCGAAAUACAAUGUAUUGUACGUCUGAUGAUGUGUAAGAUGUAAGGAGAACACUCAGGGGUUCUAAUAGUUUGCUAAUUGUAAGAAGGUAGUCUAUCGUAGUGUUGCUUUCUUUAUGGUUCUGAGGAUAUGCUAACAGAUGUUCAUGCAUCCACUUCUUUAUGGUUAUUUUGGGUUUUCAGAUUUCUACAGUAGUGCCCAAUUCUUGAAUUUUCAGCAGUUUGUAUGUAGUGUUGGUGAUUAUAAUCUUUCAGUUACCGCUUCUCAACUGUACGGGACAAGUAAACCACAUAUAUCCCGCGUGUAAGCAGGCUUAGGGUUUCAAGAUUGCUAAUCAAACUUUUGAGCUGCUCGUACAUAGCAUGAGGUCUUCCCCACUGGUGAGGGCCCAUCCGCCAGAUUCUCAGUAUCUCAGUAUCUGGGGAUUUUUUAGAUCCACACCAGAGAGGUGUUCUUGUAUUUAUAGGUGGUUGUGAUGAGAACCUACAACCCUUGGAGGACGUGCAUUAUCUACAUACAGGCAUUGCUAGGGAGGAUGAACCUAAUAUAACAAGGAUAGCAAAAUUGUCUGUGAUGGAGCAGUUGCAUUUGAAAUUCCAGAAGCAAUACAAUAAUGCUCUCUUUAGAUUUUGUGUUAAUGCUAGAGGGAAGAUCUUGUUGAAUGAGGUUUCUCUGGUAGAAAUAUCUCAUAAGCACCUAAACCUCAAGGAUGCCAUAGAUUCCCUGAUGAAACGAAGAAUCACUCUUGUCAUCGAUCGUAGGCUUUCAAUAGUCAAGAGUGUAAACACUGUAGUCGUUGCUUCGGAUGGUCAAAUAGUCGAAAGUCGCAUACAUGAAUGGCAAUUUAUCCAAAAAUGCAAUGAAUGCUAAAUAAACUAAUAAUGGAAGCAGAGAACUUUUGAAACUGCCCAGGAAAAUAGAGACCACAAACUAGCUGAUAUUGAAAAUGAUUUGCACCGGUCGAAGAUAAAUAAACUUCAAUCUUUGCAGAUUCAUUUAUUUAUAUCUUUAUUAGGAUGAUCUUUACAUCAAUGUAUUGUUGUUGUUGUCUUCUACCAUUACUAUAUAAUUGAGACUCUCAGUUGCAUAGUUGCAUUGCUCAGAACCCUUUCAUGAAUUAUGUUGAUUGAAUUUAAACCAAAAAUUUCAUUUUUGACCCUUCUGUUGGGCCCGUGCUUGCACGGACAUAUCAUAUUUUUUACUAUAUAGAAAUGUGACCAUUGGGAUGACCAAGGGUAUGGCCGUAAAUAUGCUAACUUUCAAGGGUAAAAUGAUAAGCUUCUUUUUAAAACCAAACUACAGCUUUCCUUUCCAUUCUAGAUAUUUCUCUUUCUCUCUCUCGCCGCAGUCCAUCUUUUGGAGUCUAUCUGAAUCUGAAUUCGAAUUUGAUUAUUCUAUUGGAGUUGAUAAAAUUGGGAGUGUUCAUAAAGAAAUUCGGCCUAUAUUCCAUGUUCAGAUUCUACUUCUUUAGAGGUAGAGGUAUGGACUGCGUACAUCUUACCCCCCAGACCCCACUAGGUGGGAAUACACUGGGUUUGUUGUUGUUGUUGUUGAUUCCAUGUUCAGAUCUUUUCCAUUAUUAUCACUGAUUGAUAAAAUAUCUUGAUGCAGGUGUUGCAGAAAGCAAGUACUAAUUCAACCAUGGAAUGUGGAAAUAGAGAAUUCAGAAGGUGAAUCUUGAUAUCCUUGUGUGUCCUAAUGCCUGGCGACCCUUACAUGCCUCUACCAAAUGAAGAAAUCAUAAGAAGAGUGUCAAAGCAGGUCCACAAAAUGGCUAAAGCAGUGCAGAGGUUUGACAUGAAAAGAGCAUUGAUUGUUCACUCGAAAGGCCUAGAUGAGAUGAGUCCUCUUGGCCCUGGAUUAGUCCUUGACGUCACACCAGACAAUAUUGAGAAGUUCUCCUUUGAUCCAUUGGACUUUGGCAUCCCUCGCUGCACUCUUGAAAGUCUGCAAGGUGGAGGUCCAGAGUACAGUGCGGAGAUGCUCAGACGUGUGCUCUCAGGAGAAAAAGGGUCGAUUGCUAAUGCAUUUGCACUAAAUGCAUCAGCUGCUCUCUUGAUUUGCAAGAGCAGAUGUAAUGAUAUAAUCACAUCUUGGAUUUUAAAUUCACUAUCAAAGAAGAUCGCAAACAGUGUGAUCUACUAAAAAACUUCUAGGGAUCUCUGGAUCAUUUUGGAGUAGAAGUUUGAUCAAUCUAAUGGAGCAAAGCUAUAGCACCUACAACAAGAACAUUACAGGUUAACACAAGGCAAUAAUUGCAUUGCAGACGACCAGUGGCAGUUUGGAAAUUCUAUCUUUAUCUAAGGGCAAAAUAACAAUUGAAGUCAUCAGUGAUAAAAAAGGACUCUAGAGUAUCCAGAUUUGAUUGGUACCACGUGUAUCUGGAUGAGGUGCACACCAUAAAAUCCUGGAAGACUCUCGGUGCACAAGCUGCCUUUACUAUGUCAGCACAUUAAUAAUUUGGAAGACCUUUACAGUCUUCUAUGUUUCUUGCAUGUCGAGCCAUGGUGCAACUGGGCAUGGUGGAGCAAGUUAAUACAGGCCAUAUGAAAAUGGUGAUCAAAGAGCUGUAAAGUUGAUCAAGGCCAUUUUGAGGCCACUGAUGUUGAUUCCUUAAUUUGUGUGUUGGCAAAUCCAAAUGAUAUUCAGAGUCUGCUUCAUAGAGUAACUUUUCUAUUUUUCUGUUGAUAAAACUGAACGUGAACCUGAAAAAUUUUCAAGUGAAAUCUAUUGACUUCUAUAAGAAACUAUGACAUGGUUUCUCC
Capsicum annuum is the source of this 2781-nucleotide messenger RNA. Its product is annotated as anthranilate phosphoribosyltransferase, chloroplastic. The record is from RefSeq and is a predicted model, not a curated record. Bases 1715 to 2161 code for a protein of 148 amino acids. Gene Ontology annotation, cellular component: cytosol. NCBI's taxonomy places the organism in Eukaryota, Viridiplantae, Streptophyta, Magnoliopsida, Solanales, Solanaceae. Gene Ontology annotation, biological process: L-tryptophan biosynthetic process. Gene Ontology annotation, molecular function: anthranilate phosphoribosyltransferase activity. The transcript has 11 exons.